Drosophila bipectinata is the source of this 2641-nucleotide messenger RNA. RefSeq names its product Osiris 7 (gene Osi7). Gene Ontology annotation, cellular component: membrane. The record is from RefSeq and is a predicted model, not a curated record. NCBI's taxonomy places the organism in Eukaryota, Metazoa, Arthropoda, Insecta, Diptera, Drosophilidae.
UGUAUCAUUCAAUCCUUACCCGUCUGAGCAGCUAUACGGCAGCAGCAGUCAGCCAAAAACAGAAAUAACCAAAAAUCAAAGUUUUCCACUCGAUUGAGAGAAAGUGCGUUCGCCGCGUGAAAGUGUGCAUAACAAGGACUAUCCCACAUAAUAUAACAGAACCGUGCAAGAACAAAAACUCACAAAAAUGGCAAGCCAUAAAGUUACUUUCGGUGUCUUGUGUCUGGUCGCCUUGAGCGCCGCCCUCCCCGCCGAGGAGACGCGCGGCCACGCCCGCAACGCCAUUGGCGGCGAGAACGACAUUAUGGAUAGCAUCUACAGCGACUGCCUGCGCAAGGACUCCGUCUCGUGUGUCAAGUACAAGCUGUUCAACUUCGUGGACAAGGUUCUCGGAGCCCGCGACCAGUUCGCCCUGACCGAGGGUGUCACCGUGGUCCGUUCGCCCGACGCCCCCCAGCAGGAGGCCGCUCGCUCCAUUUCCGGUGACGAGUCGUUCGAGUCCCUGGCCCUGAACCGCAUCAGCAGUUUCCUGAACUCACACACCAUCAAGGUUGAGCUGAAGGGCGCCGACAUCGUCCAGGCCGUCAGCUCCACUGGCCGUGCUCUCGAGGAUGCCUCCGAGUCUCUCUUCGGCUCCAACGACCCCAACGCCCCCGAGGAGAGCCGCGGCAAGAAGAAGAAGGCCGCCAAGAUCCUGGGACCCAUCCUAGCUCUGGUUGCCCUGAAGGCCGCCGCCCUGCUGCCCCUGCUCCUGGGAGCUAUCGCCCUCAUCGCCGGCAAGGCUCUGUUGAUCGGUAAGAUCGCUCUGGUCCUCUCCGCCGUCAUCGGCCUGAAGAAGCUGCUGUCCCAGGAGAAGCACGUGACCUACGAGGUGGUUGCCCACCCACACCACAGCAGCAGCCACUCCGUCAGCCACGACUCGUACGGCAGCGGAUACAGCGCCGAUGCCGGAGCUUCGUCCGGAUCCUACGGCAGCAGCGGACACGGUGGCUGGGGACGCUCCAUCGAUGCCCAGGACCUGGCCUAUGGUGCCCAGAAGCCCGUCCAGGCCUAAGUCAAUCCAACUCAACAACCACAACAUCAAGAAGAGAUCCAGAGGAAUCUGAGGAAUCUCGAACCAGAACCAGACUCAGAAUCAGAACCACGAACACAAACGACUUGAGCGAUGCAGCUCACCUGAGACUCUUGAAGAGGAACACAUUAUUUAUCGUUCGUUUUAAUUAAUUUAUUAAUUUAAUUUAUUUUAUUUAUUUCUCCAAGCAAGAACACACCCGAAACAAACACAGAAACAUGAGCAUGAUUAUGAAUGAUCACAAAGACAGAAACAAGAAUCAGACCCAUAUGCCGAGUGUACGUGCAUUUAGUUGUUAAAACUGAUAAAGCUAAAGUUAAGUUUGUAAAGAGUUUUCCCCGAACAUGUUGCAAAUACUCAGCCUUAAAUCUAAGCAUGCACAAUCGCUCUAUCAUCCAAUCCAACGCACUCUCAUUCACAACUAUCGCUAUUCCUAUCUAUCUCUUUAACUAUCCAUCUAUCUAUCUGACUGUCUAUCUGUCAUCUAUCAGACUAUCUGUCUUUGCUGCCUAUACCAAAACUUUGUCGAUUGCUAUGCAAUCGGUUCAACGUACAAAUCUACGCUACUCUACAAUCUAUAUCUGUCUCCUCUGUUCUCUGUACUCUGUACUCGACUAUAUCUUCACAUGCAAUUCUAGUCUUACAAUACAACACCAGCAAGCAUGCCUACUAUUAGCUUUAACUCUUACUAUCUAGCUCUAACUAUCUAUCUAUAUCUGUCCUGUCACUAUCCUUUCCAACUUCAGUUUCCAGUGAGUCACAGUUUUGGCCAAUUGCAUGCCAUCACUUGCCAUAGGUUUUCAAAAACAUAAAAUCACAAAAAGGGAACAUACACCACACCAAACUGAACUCAUUUUCCGACUCUACCGCUAUUUCCUCACGCGACUCUUCAACUCGACUUCCACUUCGACUCUUCAACUUUCUCAUUUCACUGGGCACCUCCAUCAGGCUAUCUGCUGUCUCUUUCCGCCGUCUCUCUGCUGCUGCCUUCUGCAUCUGUCACUUUCUAGCGCUCUACUUUCCCGAAAAAAAAAACAGCACACACACAGACACACGCCUAGUUCACUGUAAUUUUUAAAAUAUUAUUUUUUUUUAAUAUUUUAACUCCUUAAUCGUACUUAAUGUAUCCGUGCGACUCGAGCCACUUGUCCAGCCCGGUCUCUGGCGUUUAGCCUGUUCCCCUGCUCGGUGGAACCAAACAGAUUUUUAAUACUCAACUUAAAAAUGGCUUGUUUGGCGACACCCGGACUGGGGAGCUCUCUGGCCAACGGGCGCAAGUUUCGGGUCGCCAGCACGUCGUCUACUUUAAUUUAAAUAUUUUAAGCAAAGUCGUACGGCGCUUUCACAACUAUAACUCUCAUCCAGCAACCGUAGUAAGAAGAUGAUCAAGAGAAGAAGCGUAGAAGCUGCAGAUGUGGGCAACUCACACAGAACAAAAAAUAUAAUCACACUCACACUAAAACGACAAACUACAAAAUACCAAUCACAAAACUCACUCACAAAAGAAUGUAAAUUCCAUAGAUUACAAUAUUCUUUCUCUCUGUCACACAUGCAUGUCAUUAAAAUACA